Molecule: messenger RNA, 823 nt
Organism: Chlorocebus sabaeus (green monkey)
Lineage: Eukaryota; Metazoa; Chordata; Mammalia; Primates; Cercopithecidae
Gene: CD300H
Product: CD300H molecule
Cellular component (GO): plasma membrane
Molecular function (GO): transmembrane signaling receptor activity
Source: RefSeq, a predicted model, not a curated record
CACAAGGGACGUCCAUGCUGGUGAGAUGACCCAGAGGGCUGGGGCUGCCCUGCUGCCAUCAGCUGUGCUCCUUCUCUGUGUCCCAGGCUGUCUGACUGUGAGUGGCCCCAGCACCGUGAUGGGCACCGUGGGGGAGUCCCUGAGCGUUCAGUGUCAGUAUGAAGAGAAAUACAAGACAUUUAACAAAUACUGGUGCAGACAACCAUGCUUGCCAAUUUGGCAUGAAAUGGUGGAGAUCAGAGGGUCUGAGGGAAUGGUGAGGAGUGACCGAGUGGUCAUCACAGACCAUCCUGAGGACCUCACCUUCACCGUGACAUUGGAGAACCUCACGGCAGACGAUGCAGGAAAAUACCGAUGUGGGAUUGCAACAAUACUGCAGGAAGAUGGCCUGUCUGGCUUCCUGCCUGAUCCCUUCUUCCAGGUUCAAGUGCUGGUCUCCUUGGCCUCCAGUACUGAGAACUCUGUGAAGACACCUGGAUCUCCCACCAGGCCCAGCCAAUGCGAAGGGUCCCUGCCCAGCUGCGCCUACUUCCUGCUUCUCCCACUCCUGAAGGUGCCUCUGCUCCUGAGCAUACUCGGUGCUAUCCUCUGGGUGAACAGGCCUUGGAGGACUCCUUAGACAGAGUCCAUGAACAGGAGAACUUGCCACACCCCACGCCCACUGGAACCCUGUCCAGAGACACAGCCCCUCUGACUGCAAAAAGGACUUCUGACCCUGACCCUAUCGCUGGAUACUUUUUUAAAAGUUAAAAAAAAUGUAGGCCGGGUGCGGUGGCUUACACCUGUAAUCCCGGCACUUUGGGAGGACACUUAACAUGAGAUC